AUGAUGCUUGGUUGUGGUUGCAGCAUACCAGGGUGCAAAUUUCUCGAACUUUUCCACCGGCACUACAGGCCUUUCGAGGCUUCGAUAGCCAGCCCUUUUGCGAGUGUUGGGAAGGUGACCGUCCACUGCCGCUUGCCGCCUUCCUUGAUCGAAAAAAAGCCCUGGCGGCCUGCAACGACCAAGUUCGCUGCUAAGCUGGUAGUCCUGGACGCGGAGCACUGCAUUCAAAGCCGGAUCCAGCCGGAGCAGGUUAUGGCAAGGAGGAAACUGAGUUCCAAGUUCCAAUGUGCGCCGGAAGUCAAGAUGAAGGUGACAACUCGAGUUCAGAAGGCCAAAGUCCAGCUCACUCCGCAUGUGUAUGUCGAAGAUGACGGAGCUUGGAGGGGCACGGCCCUGGUAUGCCUGGUGGUGAUGAACUCCAUCCUUGGCAGGGGAUAUUGGUUCACAGCAGGAUCUGCCAGGAUUCGUGUCAUCGUGAAAGAUGUGGCGAGGAUGCUUCAGGAGAUGCUGGAUUCCAGCAGAAGCUUGACCGUGCAGGAGUCAACCCUGCCACCGCCAGGGUUGCUUGGGGCACACUACUCUGACAAGCUCCUUCGAGCAGACUGGCCAAGUGAUGCGAGUUGGGUUCACGAGAUGCUGGAUCAGGCCUUCGGCAUGACUGCGGAGGAGCCACCGUGUCUGCGAUCACAACCUCUGGCUGCACGUCAUCACGACCACUUCUUGCGAGCAGAUUGGCCAAGUGAUGCGAGCUGGGUCCACGAGAUGCUAGAUCAGGCCUUCGGCAUGACUUCACAGGAGCCACUGCAGCUGCAAUUACAACCGCUCGUGGCACGGUAUCAUGAACACUUCUUGCGAGCAGAGUGGCCAAGUGAUGCGAGCUGGGUUCACGAGAUGCUAGAUCAGGCCUUCGGCAUGACUGCAGGGGAGCCACCCAAGCUGCAACAACAACUGCUCGUAGCACGUUAUCAUGAACACUUCUUGCGAGCAGAGUGGCCAAGUGAUGCGAGCUGGGUUCACGAGAUGCUAGAUCAGGCCUUCGGCAUGACUGCAGCCGAGCCACCCAAGCUGCAACAGCAACUGCUCGUGGCACGUUAUCAUGAACACUUCUUGCGAGCAGAGUGGCCAAGUGAUGCGAGCUGGGUUCACGAGAUGCUAGAUCAGGCCCUCGGCAUGACUGCAGCGGAGCCACCCAAGCUGCAACAGCAACUGCUCGUGGCACGCUAUCAUGAACAUUUCUUGCGAGCAGAGUGGCCAAGUGAUGCGAGCAGGGUCCACCACGAGAUGCUAGACCAGGCCUUCAGCGUGACUGCACAGGGGCCACCGCAGCUGCAACAACAACUGCUCGUGGCACGCCAUAACGAACAACUCUUGCGAACAGAUUGGCCAAGUGAUGCGAACUGGGUUCACGAGAUGAUAGAUCAGGCCUUCGGCAUGACUGCAGAGGAGCCAUCGCGUCUGCGAUCACAACCUCUGGCAGCACGUCAUCACGAACACUUCUUGCGAACAGAUUGGCCAAGCGAUACGAGCCGGGUCCACGAGAUGCUAGAUCAAGCCUUCUGCAUGACUGCAGAGGAGCCACCGCAGCUGCAAUUACAACCGCUCGUGGCACGGUAUCAUGAACAUCUCUUGCGAGCAGAGUGGCCAAGUGAUGCGAGCUGGGUUCACGAGAUGCUAGAUCAGGCCUUCGGCAUGACUUCAGCGGAGCCACCCAAGCUGCAACAACAACUGCUCGUGGCACGUUAUCAUGAACACUUCUUGCGAGCAGAGUGGCCAAGUGAUGCGAGCUGGGUUCACGAGAUGCUAGAUCAGGCCUUCGGCAUGACUGCAGCGGAGCCACCCAAGCUGCGACAGCAACUGCUCGUGGCACGCCAUCAUGAACAUUUCUUGCGAGCAGAGUGGCCAAGUGAUGCGAGCAGGGUCCACCACGAGAUGCUAGAUCAGGCCUUCAGCGUGACUGCACAGGGGCCACCGCAGCUGCAACAACUCCUGCUCGUGGCGACGGAGGCAGGGACUGGGCAGCGAGUUCUCAAGCGCCUCACUUCUCAUGGGAAUGCGGGCCCUGUUGGGCUUUUGCAGUGUAAUCAGUGUUUACGCUGGCUGGAGCACGAUGUUACGAUGCUGUUGGACACGUGGCAGGAGUGGCCCAAAGAGGUGGGCAAACAGGUUCUCCAGGAGUGCGAGACUGCCGAUCAUUUAAAGAAGUUCCUGAAGAAGAAGGAUCGCUUCGUGUUUCGCAAACGGAAAGACGGUGUGGAGGAGUUACUGGAGAAGCCAGAUCUUUUCGUUUUCGGCAGACGGAAAAACGGCACGGAUGAGUUUGAGUUUUGGAUCAAAAAGAAAGAGGCGGACUUAGCGGUCCUUUCCGAUGCAGCCUUCUCUCGCGCCCUGGAAGCUCUGACUCCCAUCAAUGUGUACAACAAGGUCAUCAACGUGAAAGAGGAGUUGGAGAAGGAGCUUGGUGAUUUGAGCCUGGCAAAGGGAAUGGACCGAACAACAUCGACAAAAUCACAGCUGGUCCAUUUCUUCGAGGACCGCUACGUGAAGGGCGCAACGUUUGAGGUUAAUGAUGCCGAAGCCGAUUCUGAGAAGUGCCAAUAUUCUGUCUCGAGGCAUGAACACAACGACAUGACGAGAGUGCUCUGCCAUGCAAAGACGAAAAUCGACGUCUGGGCCGAUGCAGUUGACCUGAGAAGCAGCUGCGAGACCUGUGACCUGAAGUCCACGGACGGCUGCAAAUGUUUCAAGGUGCUGUUUCAUUACACGAAGAAGCUUGCGUUUAGCUCCAUCACCUCUGCCCAUAAGAAAUUUCACGAGCUGUGGUGCUCAUAUGAAAAACGAGCUCACUUCGGAGACGGCCUGUAUGCCAGCCAGUACGCACCCGAACACUUCGGCAGCAAACUGCGUGUGGCUUUGAACAAUUAUGGCAGUUGUGACACGGAUCCUUUCGAUGAGGAGCCCCUUUGCUGCCCACAGUAUUGGGAGGACAUCCGCACUCAGUGGGCUGUAGAGGCAGCGGACUUUUGUAUCCCGAUCCUUGUCCCAGCGGAUAAGAAGCUGCUGCGGAGUUUCAAGGUCGAAGAUCCCAGCGGAAACCCGAAAGCAGGUUGCAACAAGGAGGGCGUGGCACAGCACGAGAAUCGAGACGUCUGGAUUAUUUCUCCUCCGGACAAGGGAAACGUGACUUCAGAUACACAGCAACGCCUGAAGCUCUUGAAGAUGCGUCAGGACGCUGAGAAGAACCCAAAUGUCUCGCCUCUUGACAGGAUGCAAGCUUUCGCCGAUGCCGCGCACAUUCUUCUUCAGCAAGGCGACUUGGCCAAGGCAGAGAAGUGCUUCAAGGAUGCCCUGGACAUGCAGAACACAAUCAAGCAGACGACGUUUGGGCCGAGCCUGGUUCAGUCCUAUGCCCAAUGUCUGAGGCAGCAAGACACCUAUGAAAGCAAGCAGAAGGCCAAGGAGCUCUUCAAAGAGCACAAGGAGUUCUUGGAAAAACACGGAGUCACGAACGAUGCAGAUUCCGGCUCAAUGCUGAAGAGCUUAGAUCAUGCAAGCUGGCGGCACAAGGCAUUGGACAAGCACUUCAAGUGCUUCUACGACUCAUGGAAGCAGGGCGACUUGGCGGUGGCGCAGAACAGGCUGGAUGAGUUUGAGUCGCUUUUGGAGCGGUUGCCCCUGAAGGAGAAAGACCGUGACAGAAAUACUCUGAAGACCUACCGUGCGGCAGUUUUUUCCGAUCAGGGCAACAUGCAGAAGGCGGAGAGCCUCUUGAAAGAGGUCCUGGACUACCGCAAGAAGGCCUUCGAUCCCAAGCAUAUCGAGACGCUGGCCUGCCACGACCUGCUUGCGAAACUCUUCCUGAACUGGCGCCGCUUUGAAGAUGCCGAGAAGCAUGCCCAAGAGGCCUUGAAAGGCAGAGAUCCAGAUGCCGAGAAGCACGCCCAAGAGGCCUUGGAAGGCAAGGGUCCAGAUAAUAAGAGCGAGCAUCUGCAUGUGCUUCGGAGCCUCAGCUUUCUGGAGGAGAUCCGCAUUGAAAAAGCGCAGUCAGAAGAGUCUUCUUUGUCCGAGGAAGUUUCCGAGGAAGUUUUCAAGAAGGCGUUCCGCAUCAUGAGGUACUGUGCCGAAAAGAUGCUGCCGAAGGGUCAGAUCGAGGCAGAGUUGGCGAACACCGGCUACGAAGAUAACAGAGCUGCUUUGGCGAUGUGGAACAACGCAGCAUGCGUGGCCAGGCGCCUGGCAGCGCUGCCCAAGAUCAACGAAAAGACGAAAGAGGAGAUGCUACAGGAAGCUGAUACUAUAUACCAGCUACUUUAUAAAGCAUCAAAGAAGCCCGGUCGCUGGGAUCAUGCCGUUCACCAUGCUCGCAUUGCGAGCAACUGGGCCCUUGUGCUCGAUCUCCGCAAGAGCACAGAGGAUUCCGAGAAAGUGUUGGAGCAAGCGAUCGACACUAUCGAGGGAACAAUCACAAGCCUCAAAGGUUCCGACUCCCAAUCCGACGACUCCGAGGACUCAGAGGAGCCCUACAUGGAUGACCACCUGCAGGAUCAAACGCCAUCCGAGGCAGACCCUCCGCUGGAGUUUCUGAUCUUGUACAACAACCUGGCAUUUCUGAGAAACAAGCGUGGCGACCUCAUCCUCAAAAACCAAAGUGGCACAGUGCAGGACAGUGUUGACCUCUUCAAGAAGGCGAAAGAAGGGUACACAACUACCUUGGAACAACUUAAGGCGAAGGCGGACCGACAUGCCACGCAUCAGGACAACGAUCGGGAAGCCGGCAUGGGCCAUCAGCAGGUGUACAAGGCGCCGCAUGCGGCACUGCAGGGGAGAGCCACAUCGACUGUCGAAGCCAGCCACAUGCUGGGCCUCCCCAUCGCUGUGCAGCAGGAGGCCUACUCGGCAGCCAUGACUUUGGCAGAGAUUCUGCUAAAGCUGAUGGAUCAGCGAGAGUGCUCAGAUGAUGAACGAGAGAAGUUUCAGAAGGAUGCCAGCGAGAACUUCCUGUUUGCGGCUGAGGGCUUUCAGAUGCUGCUCGGCCCAAAGAGCGUGAAGGCGGUCGCAUGUCGGCACUCCUAUGCAUCUGCGUUGCUACAGCAAGGAGCAGCCUAUUGGCAGAAGGCCGUGACAAAUUUUGAAUCGGUUGCACGCUCCCGGGAGGAGACGGAAGAGGCUCGAAAGAAUGAUGAAGCGGUUGUGGGCUCCUGGGAGGAGGUGAGCAUGGGAGGUGCUGCCGCAGCCAUGCUCCAAGAAAGCCUUGGCCUGACGGAGGAGGUGCCACCAGAGCUGCUCCAGAAGCUCAUGAGGGCCAGAGCCCUUUUCAGUGCGGCUUCGGCUUCCAAGGCGAUUUCGAUGGCACCUGACCCACCCCGCGAAAAUGAGGAUGCUCCAACUCCAGAUGAGAUCUGUAAAAAGUUCGACAAAGUUCUGGAGAUGGAUAAGGGACUGGGCAAAGACGCCAAACAGCCGCCAGAGGUGUUGAAACGCCUGAGGGGGAUCUUCGCUAUGGCACAUGCAGAGCUGGGGCAGCUGCAUGGUAGAGAAUACCAGAAUACCAAAACCCUAGCCAAGUUUUACACGGCACAAGAGCACCUCAAAGAAGCACUCAAGGAGUGGCUUCAUGAGACUCCAGCAGAGGAAGAGGUUCAGCUGAUGCGCUGCAGGACUUAUUUCAACCAUGCAUGCUUGCAGCUCACAGCUUUACAGUAUGCGGACGUCUCAACCUGGGAGAAAGUGAGCGAUAACUUCAGUCGUGCAGCUGACGGCUACGGUGAGUUGAUCAAGUCCGGAAAUGGGUGCCGCUGCAAGGGAAACAAAGUGGAGUGUUUCUACUACCAGCGAGCCAUGUGCAAGUUCAACCUGAUCAAGGCCAUCAGCAUGCAAAGGGAGUGGCAAGCUGUCAAAGAAGAGCAGGAGAAGUUUGAAGUGCUGAUCAGGGAGAAAGACCAGAAGGUCUGUGCUGGCGCACCGGAUGCGGACGACGUGAAAAAGUGGAAGGCGGAGCUGGCGAAGAAUGUGCAGAAGAUCGUGGUCUUCAUCCCCCUGGUGGCCUGCUUGGGGUUGAAGCUCGAUGUUCGUACUUCGGAUGAACCGGAGUGCAAAGGCAAGUUGGUGGCCUCCAAGGAAUUGUGCUCCGAAGUGGACCCGGAAACGGAGGAGAAAUGCGAGGACAGGUUUGCUGCCGUCGGCGCUGGCCGGUACAUGCAGUGUGAAUGGGACAAAUCCGAUCAAUGCCUGACCGCCUCUGUGCCUGGGAACGAUAAGUUCUGCAAGAAACCGUCGGGACCGCAGCCGACGAAGGACGGGAUGUUUGCCUGGUUCAAGAGCGAGGAUGCCUCGACCUCCUCUUGGGUAAGCAAGGUGGGCAACUUCGAGGGCAAGGGUACGGGGAGCGGCUUGAAGAUCGAGACAGAAGAAGGGCACGGGGCAAAAAAGAAGGUGAAAUUCCUGCAGGGCGACACCAGCGACAAGUUUGACUUCGGUGCGAUCCUCCCGGCCAAAGACUACACCAUUUGCUCCAUCAGCCGUUAUACGGGUGGCCAGAAGAAAAGAAUUCUCCAGGCGGGGAAGCCCUUAAAUUGGCUGCACGGGCACUGGAGCGGGAACACGGGUGUGACCUACUACCAAGAGUGGAACACGCAGAGCUCUCGGCAUCAUGGCAGUGAGGACUGGGUGGUGCUUUGCGGCACCAACAACAAGCAGGUGUACGACGGCAGAGAUCCUUCAAAGAACAUUGCAGGCUCUGUCGGAAAAGCCUUCGACAAAGAUGAGCACUUGUACGUUAACCGGGGCCACGACGAGUGGUCGGCAUUCGGAGUGAUGGAGAUCAUCACCUACAAGAAGCAGCUGACUGAGAAGGAGAUUCAGGCGACCAUCGAGUACUUGAAGUGGAAGUUGGAGAACGGCACCCAGUAG
Molecule: messenger RNA, 6906 nt
Organism: Symbiodinium sp. CCMP2592
Lineage: Eukaryota; Dinophyceae; Suessiales; Symbiodiniaceae
Source: the annotation of a GenBank genome assembly